AUGGGGCACGACGAGGACGACGACGAUGACGACGCCGACCACGCGCGCUUAGUCGCGCUGUGCGACGAGUUCGAGAACCUGUGCCACGAGCUGCGGUACCACCAGAAAGAGUGCGUCCCGUCCCGUCCGCGUCCGUCGCGCGCCCUCGUCGUCGGUCCGCCAGAUCCGCGUCCGGUCCCGCCGCCGUCGUCGUCGUCGUCUGCCGCGCCGCUGAACCCCCCACCCCACCCCGCCCGUCGUCGUCGUCGCAGCUGGUGCCACAGGAACCCGUCGUUCGCGUACGCGGGCCCGCCCUCGAUCGAGCUCGCGGAGAAGUUCGAGCGCGUCGCGAGGGCGGUGGCGGACGUGAGCGAAGACGACGCCGCGAUGGCGUCGGCGAUGGCGAGAGAGGUGCGGUCGGAGGCGACGAAGCACGCCGCGCGCGAGGCGACACGCGAGGCGAGAGAGGCGGAGGUCGCCGCGCGAGAGGAAGCGCGACUCGCGGAGCUGCGCGCGCGGGAGGCGGCGCGAUUCGCGUCCGCGAGAGCCGAGGCUACGAAGGAGGAGGACGACAAAUCGCGACGGCGCGAGGCGGAGGCGCGCGAAGCGACGCGAUGCCCGCGCGGCUCGGAUCUGUUGUCCGCGCGCGAGCGCGCGAGGCUCGCGGCCGCGAGCGUGCGCAUGCGCUUCGACUUCGACGCGCUCCCGGACGAGGUCGCGGGCGCGGUGAUGCGCGUCAUGGGGCCGCACGAGGUGGCCGCGACGACGUGCGCGUCGACGCGCUUCAGGAACCUCGCGGAGACGGACGACGCGUUGUGGGAAGGGUUACAACGUCGCGCGCGGCGGCACCCGGCGUGGAAAGUCUCGCCCGACGACGACGGCGGCGGUUUGGGCGGCGGCGGUUCGCCGCCGACGUGGCGCGCGGCGUUCCGCGCGGGGACCCACGUCGACGCGCAGUGGCGCCGCGGGCGGUUCCGGAAGAUUCAGCACCGCGCGCACAGCGAGUACGCGCAGUGCGUGGACAUGCGCGGCGACGUCGCGUGCUCCGGCUCGGCGGAUCACGAGGUGAAACUCAUCGGGUUGCCUCCGCGGGCGCGGCGCGGGGCGAUCGCGAGACGACCGGGGGGCUGGCAGCGCGUGUUGGGUCGAUGCGUCGGGCACGAGGCCGCGGUGACGUGCUGCGCGCUGUUGCGUCUCGGGGACGGGGACGGGGACGGGGACGGGGACGAUUUCGGCUUUGGUUUCGGCGGGAACGACGUCCCCGACCGACUCGUGAGCAGCACCGCGACCGGGGAGAUCAAACUGUGGGACAUCUCCGCCGUGGGGCUCGACCCGUGGGAGGGGACGCGCGACGAGCGCGACAACGCGCGCGACGACGACGGCGCCGCCGCCGCGGAGUCCGCGGGCGUCGUCGUCGACGCGCGGUGCGUCGCCACGAAGCUCCUCACGACGCCGGAGACGUCGCAGCCGCACUCGCAAUUCUUCGCCCUCCGACGCUCCCGCGCGGGCUCCGGCGGCGGCGCUCCCGACCUGUUCGCGAGCGCGGGCGACCGCCCCGGCGCGGGCGUGCACGUGUACGACAUGUCGCGCUUUGGCGCGCCCGUCAGGCGCCUGAGGCGCGUUCUACUGUACUCUGGUCCCCAUACGACCCCGUUCGCGUGGUGA
Micromonas pusilla CCMP1545 is the source of this 1644-nucleotide messenger RNA. RefSeq lists its product as uncharacterized. The record is from RefSeq and is a predicted model, not a curated record. Bases 1 to 1644 code for a protein of 547 amino acids. The transcript is spliced from 2 exons. Lineage: Eukaryota; Viridiplantae; Chlorophyta; Mamiellophyceae; Mamiellales; Mamiellaceae. Gene Ontology annotation, molecular function: protein binding.